ACAGGCAGCCCCGACGAGUUUGCUGAAUAACUCAAGGCGCCCUUCCCCUCCAGCAGGGAGACUAAGGGAGUGAGAAUAAAGACAGAUAGCGGAUCGAGCCGCGGGAAGGAGAGGAAGGAGGGAGGGGGGGCGGAAAGCCAAAGAAAGUUUCUGCCUAACUUUGCUAUUGCUGCUGCCACCGUAGAUCAGCAGCUAUGCUGGGGGUGCACGGCGUGCUGGAGCUUGGAGGGCUCAGAUCGCCUUAGGAAAGGCAGGAAGGGGGGGAAAGGGAGCUGGAAAGAUUUAGGGCGCAAGGAAAACGGAGAGGAGCCCCCCUCCCUCCCCUCUCCCCCACCCCCUCUGGUCGGGGCCCGCGAGGAAGCCGUCUAGGGUAGCAAAAGUCCCCCGCGGGGAGGAGGAGGAAAGUUGAUCCAGCUAGGGAGGGGAGGGGGAAAGACCAUCUCCGAGUGGGGCAGCUUCGGGUGGGCAAGGAUGAGCCUGUUGUCAGCCAUCGACACCAGCGCUGCCUCCGUCUACCAGCCCGCGCAGCUUCUCAACUGGGUCUAUCUGUCCCUGCAAGACACGCACCAGGCCAGCGCCUUCGAUGCCUUCAGACCGGAGCCUUCGUCGUCUCAGCACCCGGAGCUGAGCUACCCCAGCAAGAGCAGCGCCGAGCUGGGCUCCUCCCUCAGCUCCAGCUAUCUUAACAGCUUCUUCCAGCUCCAAAGGAACGAGGCGCUGAGCAGCAGCCUCUAUAAGAGUGCCUCUCCCUAUGGCUCCCUUAAUAACAUAGUAGAUGGCUUGAGCUCCCUCACUGAACAUUUCUCCGACAUAUCCCUCUCCUCAGAAGCCAGAAAGCCCAGCAAGAGACCACCACCCAACUACCUGUGCCAUCUUUGCUUCAACAAGGGACACUACAUCAAGGACUGCCCACAGGCACGUCCAAAAGGAGAAGGCCUGACACCGUACCAGGGGAAAAAACGCUGCUUUGGUGAAUACAAAUGCCCCAAGUGCAAGAGAAAAUGGAUGAGUGGAAACUCCUGGGCCAACAUGGGACAAGAAUGUAUCAAGUGCCACAUCAAUGUGUAUCCUCACAAGCAGAGACCCUUGGAAAAGCCCGACGGCCUGGAUGUUUCUGAUCAAAGUAAAGAACACCCUCAGCAUCUCUGUGAGAAAUGUAAAGUGUUGGGGUACUACUGCCGCCGUGUGCAAUAAAUCAACACAGGGAUCACCUCUGCCACCACGUUUUUAGAUCCUCUGGCAGCAAACAGUCAAAAUGAAAGAGGAGGGGAGGAAAAAAGAACACCAGACAAGAACCCCAAACAUCACCAAUAUUGCCUAUCAACAAACUAAUAAUACGCCUUACCUUUAAUAGAAUGUAACCCUUUUCCUGUGUAUGUGUAUACGUGCAAGUUGUA
Molecule: messenger RNA, 1397 nt
Organism: Podarcis raffonei (Aeolian wall lizard)
Lineage: Eukaryota; Metazoa; Chordata; Lepidosauria; Squamata; Lacertidae
Gene: ZCCHC24
Product: zinc finger CCHC-type containing 24
Exons: 4
Coding region: 472-1194 (240 amino acids)
Molecular function (GO): zinc ion binding; nucleic acid binding
Source: RefSeq, a predicted model, not a curated record